GACCCAUUUCUUAAACUGAUCGAUAUUGUUCUCUUCUCUCUCUCUCUCUCUCUCUCUCUCUCUCUCUAUCAUUUUGAUUUUCUUUGGAGCUUAGAUUAACAUGGCUGCGGAAUUGGUUGGAGGAGCUGUUCUGUCUGCAUUCCUACAGGUGUUGUUCCACAGAAUGACUUCACGUCAGGUUGUGGGCUACAUCCAAGGAAAGAAACUCAACGACAGGCUGCUAAAGAAGUUGAAGAUCACGUUGUUGUCCGUCAAUGCAGUAAUCAAUGACGCGGAGGAGAAACAAUUCAGGGACAACUUAGUGAAAGAGUGGCUACUCGAACUUAAAGAUGCUGUGUAUGAUGCAGAGGACCUCUGGGAUGAGAUCGCCACUGAAGCUUUGAAAUGCCAGCAGCCUAAUGCUAAUUCCGGAGGCACCUUAAACCAGAUAAGACCCAAGAUAGAAGAGGUCCUCGACAGAUUAGAGUUCAUUGCAAAACAAAAGGAUGUCCUUGGCCUCAAACAUGGUGUUGGAGAGAAGUCAUGGAAAAUGUCAACAACAUCUCUGGUGGAAGAAUCUAAUGUGUACGGAAGGGAUGAAGAUCGGGAAGCCAUUAUCAACUUGUUGCUGUCGGAUGAUGUCAAUAGCAGCAAUAUUUGUGUGAUUCCAAUAGUGGGAAUGGCCGGGAUUGGCAAGACCACCCUUGCUCAAGUUGUAUACAACGACGUUAAAGUGAAGGAGAACUUCGAGUUUGCAGCAUGGAUUUGCGUCUCUGAGGAGUUUGAUGUUUCCAGGAUAACAAAAACAAUCCUUGAGGCAGUCACUUCAGUUUGUUGUGAUUUCAAGGAUCUGAAUUUGCUUCAACUUAAACUCAAAGAGGAGUUGUCAGGGAAGAAGUUUUUGCUGGUUCUGGAUGAUGUUUGGAAUGAGAGUUAUUACAAUUGGGAGGCCUUGAGGAGAGCUUUCACCUCAGGGACACAAGGAAGUAAAAUCAUUGUGACCACACGCAAUGAAAGUGUUGCCUCUGUUAUGCGCACUGUUCCAAAUCAUUAUCUGAAUCAAUUGACAGAUGAAGACUGCUGGCUUCUAUUUGGAAAAUAUGCAUUUCCGAAUGGAAACUCUGAUGCAAAUCCAAUCCUAGAAAGAAUUGGUAGAGACAUCGUGAAAAGAUGCCAAGGCUUACCAUUAGCAGCAAAGACGCUCGUGCUCUUGCGCUUUAAAGUAGAUGCCGAUGAAUGGGAUUGCAUUCUCAAAAGUGACAUAUGGGAAUUGUCGGAUGACCAGAGCAACAUUCUUCCAGCCUUGAGAUUAAGCUACUACUACCUCCCUUCACAUCUGAAGAGAUGCUUUACCUACUGUUCGAUAUUUCCGAAAGAUUAUAAAUUCAAGAAGGAGCAGCUAAUCCAAUUAUGGAUGGCAGAAGAUCUUUUGCAGCAACCAAAAAGAAACAAGAGACUGGAACAAGUGGGAGACGAGUACUUCCAUGAAUUAGUAUCAAGGUCAUUUUUUCAACGAUCAGCAGGUGAGAACUCGUGCUUUGUUAUGCAUGACCUUAUAAAUGAUUUAGCUAGAUUUGUAUCUGGGGAACUUUGUUUUAGAUUGGAGGAUGACAACUCAAAAGAAAUUUCAGAGAAAACUCGUCAUUUGUCUUAUGUUAUGGCGUUGGAAGAUCUUUUCAAGAGAUUUCAGAUUUUCUACAAAGCAAAAUGUCUACGCACCUUUCUACCACUCUAUUCCCCAGAUGAGUUUUAUUGCUUAUCUAAUAAGGUGCAACAUGAUCUAUUGAUUAAGCUGAGGUGCUUGAGGGUAUUAUCUUUGUCCAACUAUCAUAGCAUUAGUGAGCUGCCAGAUUCAAUUGGCGAGCUUACACAUCUAAGAUAUUUGGACCUCUCCCGUACUUUGAUCAAAAGGUUGUCUGAAUCUGUGAGUACUCUGUACAAUUUACAGACACUGAAGUUGGCAUAUUGUUAUCGUCUCAGGCAGUUGCCUACUGGUAUGCACAAUCUCAUUAACUUGCGUCAUCUAGAUAUGAAUGGAACAUGUGUAGAAGAGAUGCCAGCACAGAUGAGCAAAUUGGAAAGUCUCCAAACAUUGAGUACUUUUAUUGUGGGAAAAGAGAAAGGGAUAAAGAUUGGAGAGUUGGGGAAACUUUCAAGUCUUCGAGGAACACUAUCCAUUAAGAAGUUGAAGAAUGUUGUGAGUGCUGAGGAUGCCUUUGAUGCCAAGUUAAAGGAUAAGAAAUACCUUGAAGAAUUAGACUUGGAAUGGGGCUAUGGAAAGACAGAUGAUACAAAGGGCGAAAGAUAUAUACUCGAGAAGCUUGUGCCUCAUACAAACUUGAAAAAGCUCCAGGUCCAUAAUUAUGGGGGCACAAGAUUUCCAGGUUGGUUAGGAGAUCGUUCAUUCCACAAUAUGGUAUCUGUAAGCCUUUACAACUGUGAAUAUUGCCUAAUCUUGCCACCCCUUGGGCAACUGCCUUCCCUCAAACACCUUUCCAUUGAAGGGUUUGAUGGAGUAGUGACUGUGGGUCCUGAGUUUUAUGGGAGUUCUCGGCCCUUUCCUUCGCUGGAAAUAUUGAAGUUUAGUUGGAUGUCUUCAUGGGAAGAAUGGUGUUCUUUCGGGGUUGAAGAAGGAUUCAAAAGAGGUUUCCCUAAUCUCCAAGAGCUUCACAUAGUGUCUUGUCAGAGCCUAAUAGGGAAUUUGCCCAAGAACCUUCCUUCUUUAAGAAAACUUGUGAUUGAGUACUGCGAGCAGCUUCUUUCUCCUCUCCCAAGAGCUCCUGCUAUCCGUGACUUAGAGCUGAUCAAAUGUGAUAUGGUAGUGUUGCGGGAGCUGCCACGCACACUGCACUCGCUGAAAGUGAAAGGAUGUCAGGUUGUUGUAAAGUCACUGCUGGAGGCAAUGUCAACACAAAUCCAAGCCUGUCGACGGUUGGAUAUUUCUGAUUGUUCUUUGAUAUCAUUUCCUGGGAGUUUUCUUCCGACUACAUUGAGCUUUUUGAGUAUCAAAAACUGUGAGAAGUUAGAGUUUCCACUGCAGCAGUACCACACGUCCCUCGAACACUUGCUGAUAGUAGAUAGUUGUGGUUCACUCAGGUCUUUUCCCUUGGAUUUCUUCCCCAAUCUUACUGGUCUCACUAUUGGGAGGAGCCCAAGUCUCAGAUUUCUUUCAGUGUCGGAGGGGCAACAAAAAGUUCUUGCAUCUGUCACUUACUUGAAAAUUCGGGGAUGCCCAAAUUUCGUCUCUUUUCCCAAAGGAGGACUAUCUGCACCAAACCUGGGUGAUCUUUGGAUUGAAGAGUGUCAGAACUUAAUAUCACUGCCUGAACGAAUGCAUGUCCUGCUCCCAUCCUUACGUGAACUAAGAGUCUCCGGUUGUCCAAAACUAGUGUCUUUUCCUGAAGGUGGUUUGCCCCCUAGCUUGUCUUCACUCUACAUUGGAGAUUGCAACGAACUAGUUGCCCGCCGAAUGGGGUGGAAUUUGCAAGGCCUCCCUUUGCUUACAAGCUUUGGGAUCUUUGGUGAAUGUCAAAACGUGAAGUCCUUUCCGGAGGAGGAGCUGCUGCCCUCUUCUCUUACGUACCUGUCCAUCGUUGGACUUUCCCAUCUCAAAAACUUGGAUGGGAGGGGGCUUCAAAUCCUUACAUCUCUCAGAACAUUGAUCAUCAGUGGGUGUCUUGAGCUCCAGUCAAUGCCAGAAGAAGGGCUGCCUAUGUCUCUUGUUGAGCUCAUCAUCCGGAGAUGUCCUUUGCUGAGAGAACAAUGCCAAAGGGAGAAAGGGGUAGACUGGCCCAAGAUAUCUCACAUCUCUUGCAUAGAGAUUGAAGACAACUGUAACUCAUGAAAUUUCUCCAUUAAGAGUCCGUGUUCCUACACAAUACCCAAGUUUCUCUCAGGGUUCGACAGUCGCAGAUUCAGUUCUUGAUGAUCUUU
Juglans microcarpa x Juglans regia is the source of this 3912-nucleotide messenger RNA. Its product is annotated as putative disease resistance protein At3g14460. Gene Ontology annotation, molecular function: ADP binding. Gene Ontology annotation, biological process: defense response to other organism. The record is from RefSeq and is a predicted model, not a curated record. Lineage: Eukaryota; Viridiplantae; Streptophyta; Magnoliopsida; Fagales; Juglandaceae.